GUUAUGGCGCUGGGAGUUGGCCCACAGACGGCAACAGUGUCAGUUGCCAUUCACGCUUGGGACUAACCGGUUUGGCCGGCAGCUACGCAAAAAAGGCAAAACCAAUCCAAGCGGAUUCAAGCCAAAAACAAAACGAACCAAACUGGACUGAACUGCACUGAACUGAACUGGCUGACGAGUAACGAUGGGCAACAAAGUUGUGACAUUUACGGAACAGGAAUUGGAUGACUACCAGGAUUGCACGUUCUUCACGCGCAAGGAGAUCCUGCGGGUUCACAAGCGAUUCCGUGAGCUGCGGCCGGAUCUGGUGCCUCGCCAGAUGACCGAAGGUCAGGCCUCGAGUGUUAAGGUGCCCUGCGAAUGCAUUGAGAAGAUGCCCGAGUUGCGUGAGAAUCCCUUUCGCCGGCGAAUAUGCGAGGCCUUCUCACGCGAUGGCCAGGGCAAUUUAUCCUUUGAGGACUUUCUGGACGCCCUCUCCGUUUUCAGCGAGCAGGCGCCGAGGGACAUUAAAGUUUUCUACGCUUUCAAAAUUUAUGAUUUCGAUCAGGACGGCUUCAUCGGGCACGCCGACCUCAUGUCCUGCCUGACAACAAUGACCAAGAACGAGCUGAGUCCGGAGGAGCACCAGCAGAUUGCCGACAAGGUAAUCGAGGAGGCCGACGUCGAUGGCGAUGGCAAGUUAUCAAUUUUGGAGUUCGAGCACGUUAUACUCCGUGCGCCCGACUUCCUCUCCACCUUUCACAUCAGAAUCUGAAACCGUCUUUCGCCGGUGCUGCACUCAGCGAAAAUAUCGCCAGUGGAGCUUGCUAAUAGAAUUAUGAUUCCUUUUUUGAUUAGUUCUAUUGUUUCCCAUAACCUAUUGUAAAAAUGCAGAUAGCUGCACUAUCUCAUUGAAUACAAUUACAGUGCAGAAAAAAAGGAAAUCUGCAGCGUGGAAUGUUAUAA
Drosophila teissieri is the source of this 945-nucleotide messenger RNA. RefSeq names its product calcium and integrin-binding family member 2 (gene Cib2). Bases 185 to 754 code for a protein of 189 amino acids. Gene Ontology annotation, molecular function: calcium ion binding. The record is from RefSeq and is a predicted model, not a curated record. The transcript is spliced from 5 exons. NCBI's taxonomy places the organism in Eukaryota, Metazoa, Arthropoda, Insecta, Diptera, Drosophilidae.